Stomoxys calcitrans (stable fly) is the source of this 3131-nucleotide messenger RNA. RefSeq names its product bromodomain-containing protein 8 (gene Brd8). The coding region runs from base 150 to 3035 and encodes 961 amino acids. The record is from RefSeq and is a predicted model, not a curated record. Lineage: Eukaryota; Metazoa; Arthropoda; Insecta; Diptera; Muscidae. The transcript is spliced from 4 exons. Gene Ontology annotation, molecular function: protein binding. Gene Ontology annotation, cellular component: NuA4 histone acetyltransferase complex.
CAAGAACUUUAAUUCGGUAUUCGCCAUUCAUAAGUACAACAAAGGUUUUUUUCUCUCAAUUCUGAGAAAAAUUCCAAAAAAAUUAUUAAUAAGUGGAGUUUGGAGGUGUAUAGGAGUGCCGUACAUUCAUCCAGGACUUUUAACUAGAAAUGGCGAGCGUUCAGGAGCGUUUACAAAUCAAUCGCACGCCACUGGAUAAAUGGUCAACUCGUGAACAACUGGCCCUAGCUUCAGCCGUCUUGUCAAGUGGUGACCAGAAUUGGAUGUCAGUUAGUCGUGCUCUGAAGCUUUUAUGUGGGAAUUCCAAAGAUAAUCUGCAUCCAAGACCAGCAGAUUGGUUUUCGCAAAAGAAUUGUGCCGUUCAGUAUGGUCACCUUUUAGAAGAUGUUGAGACACCCAAGCGCAAAAAGAGAACUUCAGAAAGUAGUCUAUCAUCUUCGCCCCCAGUGGAAGCUCCAACUGAAGCUGUGCUGCGGCGUUUGACGGAAGAGCGAAUGCAGGAAAUUAAGUUGGAGUUAAGAAAGGAACAGGAGGAAUAUGCAAAAAUAUUGGCCGAAAUAAAGGCAAUUCAAUCGGGAAAUGUUGAGGACGAUCAAUUACUUCAAAUGUGGGCUGAUAUAGAAAAAGAACAAGAAAUGAUAAGGAUCGAAGAGAUGCGAAUGGAAAACCAAAUGAGGGAAAGGGAAUUGCGUAAACAAGAACUGCAAAGAACUUGGCGUUCCGGAGGAGCUAUACCUAGCAAUUCUUCUUCGUCUAGUUCUCUAAAAUCUUCAACCGACACCACAGCUGUUGACAUGGAUGUGGAAGAUAUAAUAGGUUCCACAAAACCACAGACAAAUACCGGCAACACUGCGCAAGUACCAGCUGGAACUUCUCCCUUACUAUCGUCUCUCUUAAAGUCGCCAACAGCAACAACACCUUCUAGUAGCAUAACAUCUUCAUCGGCACGCGCGAGUGCACCCACUAUAACUACACUUUUGACGGGCGGUUCAAUACCAAAUUCAAAUCAGCCAGCUAUAAUACCUUCUCGUGAUACAUCUAUUCAGUUAUUGGCCAGACCACUCAGCGGGCCUCCCGAAAACUCAAUCUUACCAUCAAGCUCAGCGCAGCAAAAUCUUUUGAGCCCCUCGCAAUCAGCACCCACGUUGUCUAUGCUUCUAGAAAAGAAUAAAUCAACAAUAAUCAUCGCAAGCGAAGCAAAGAACACAGAUUUGAAUUCAACGAAUGUAAAGGAUAAUGAAUCACCUCUGGCUAAGGACUCGAAUAACGAGUCCAUACCCAUGGACAUAGAAGAAGAUUUGCCAACGACCACACAUAUUGCGCAGGAUACCGAUUUGCAAUCAGAUGAUAUUGAUGACACAGAUCCCAACGAGGAGCAGCAAUUGAUGGAAGUCUUCAAAAAUAUAGGCAAUAUAGAGGAACUUGAUAUCGAUGUAUCUGCGGUCAUCAAUGAGGAGGUAGAUUUUCUUAAAGGAGUCGAUGAAGAUGAUACUGCUAUAGAAGAAGGCGUACUGUGUGGGCAAAAGAUAGAGGACAACGAACAUGGUAUGGCAAAUGAUAUGAAGGAUAAGGCGAUAGAAACAACGGAAGACAAAAGUGAGCCAAAAAUUGAGGCAAAAGUCGAUCUCAUAUCUAGUGAUGACUCCAACGACAAUUUACCCUUAGCUGCAGUUGCUUCUUUGGAAACUUCCAAAGACAAAUUGAACGAAUCUUCAAAUGAGAGUAGUUUUUUAAAAGAGGAUGUAGAGUCCACAUUUCCAAAAAACGAAGCAGAUCAAGUAGACUUAGAAAAUGAGUCUACUACAGUGACAGUAAAGCAAGAGAUGUUGGACGAACAUGAAGCCGAGCAAAACGCAGUUGCAAAUUAUAGUGAGAAUCAAAGAAAUAUGUCCUUAGAUGGUAACGGACAAGAGGAUGUUUUCAUUAUGCCCAAUGCAGAUGAGGGAAAGGGAAACAUUUUAGCGAAAAACGAGAGCGAAGAAAAUCAAAAUAUCGAUGAAAAUUCCCAACAGCAGGUUGAAAACAAGGUCUCCAACGAAGUCUUGGAUAUGAAUGCAGAAUCAGACCACCCUUCAGAACAAAGCGAGAGUAAUGAGCCUCAUGCCUCAAUUCAUGCUCAAGUAGAUUUGCAGGGUGAACAGCACAUGGAAUCAUCAUCAUCACUUUCUAUGCUGCAGCCUCCGCCCGCCAUUUCCAUAGCAGACACUGAUGAAAAUUCUUCUUCAACAGAUAUCAGUGUGCAAACUCGCAAGGAUGAGAAAGUCAUUUCGAAAAGACAAAUGCAUUAUCAAAGAAAAAGCCCCCACGACGCCAAGACUGACGAUGAAAUGCCUAAUCCAUCCUCACAUAUGGCUGUACCAAGUACUGGCGGUGGCGGCAACUUAACGCCUCGUCCGACUGCCUUGCGAAAACUACGUGAGCGUGACCGCUCAGAAAGUCCAAUGAUAGACGAUGAUGCCACAACGCAGAGUGAUCAUUCCACUACCACAAAUCAGCGUUCAAGACGCCGUUAUUCAUCGACUCCGGUGAUUGACAGUAUUCCAAAUUCUCCUGCCUCCAGUGAUCGCGAUGAAUCAAGAGAUUCUAGGACAUACAAAAAAUCAUUGCUUAGCAUAUACAACGUAUUGCAAAACAGUAAACAUGCUUCGACGUUACAAAGAAUUCUAACUGACGAUACACCCACUCACAAAGUAGAACAUUUAUGCCUAAAGCCCAUAGACUUUGUGAGCAUUAAGAAAAAUAUUGAGUCAGGUCAAAUACGCUCUGUGUAUGAACUUCAGAGAGAUGUUCUGCUAAUGUGUCAAAAUGCCUUGUUCGUUUCAAAAACGAAUUCGGCUUGGGCAAAAAGCGUUUUGGCUUUCCAGCAGGAGUGUCAAAACAUACGAGAGUUUGUGCCUAAUUGUUUCGAUCCACAAACCAAAUUAGACCGCGAAACUAGAGACACAAAAUCUAGUGGGUCAACCUCUUCUUCAACGGGUGGCGGCAGUGCAUCAAAAGGCCGAAGUGGCUCAAGAAAAAGUUUACGUUUAUCCUAAGCUUUAGUAGAAGCGUAAGCAAAACACACACACACAUAUAUUUAAAAAAUAAAUUAAAAAUUUAUUGAAAAAUAACAAUAUAACAAUAUCGCUUUG